UUCCUCACUGGACGAGACCUAGUGACGUCACGAAAGGACAAAGCGCUCUACAUCCGGGUCAUCCGGCCUGUCUCCGAGCUUCCGGUCACAGCUCAGCGUAGCCAGCACCUUGAGACACUGAGAGACGUAGCUCCUCCAGCAGCAGGACAGACAGGACAGGAGACAGGAACACCAACAUGUACCCCACCGCCCUGACGCAGCUGGCCCGGGGGAACCCGUUCAGCGCCCCCCUGUUCAGCCUCCAGAGAGUGGAGGAACCCCAGCAGAGCCUCCAGGGACCACAGAGGAGCCGCAGGCUGGCAGCAGCCGCCACCGCAGAAGAGGAAAUCAGUUGUGAGUUCGGCUCUCAGAAGUAUUUGCUCCUGUGCGGCUUUGGUGGGAUUCUGAGCUGUGGCACCACGCACACAGCUGUCGUUCCCCUCGAUCUGGUCAAAUGCAGAUUGCAGGUGGACCCAGAUAAGUACAAGAGCAUCGGCAACGGCUUUAAAUUGACGGUGAGAGAAGAUGGUUUCAGAGGCCUGGCGAAGGGCUGGGCUCCCACCUUCAUCGGCUACUCCAUGCAGGGACUCUGCAAGUUCGGCUUCUAUGAAGUGUUCAAGAUCUUCUACAGUGACUUGAUAGGAGAGGAGAACACCUACCUGUGGAGGACAUCGCUGUACCUGGCUGCCUCAGCCAGCGCAGAGUUCUUUGCAGACAUCGCUCUGGCUCCCAUGGAGGCUGUCAAAGUUCGUAUCCAGACCAAGCCGGGCUACGCCAACACCCUCAGAGAGUGUGUCCCCAAGAUGUACGCGGAGGAAGGAAUCUGGGCUUUCUAUAAGGGCGUGGUGCCCCUGUGGAUGAGGCAGAUCCCCUACACCAUGAUGAAGUUUGCCUGCUUCGAGCGCACCGUGGAGACGCUCUACAAAUAUGUUGUUCCCAAGCCCCGCAGCGAGUGCACCAAAUCUGAGCAGCUGGUGGUCACCUUUGUGGCCGGUUAUAUCGCUGGCGUGUUCUGUGCCAUCGUGUCCCACCCUGCUGACUCCGUGGUGUCUGUGCUGAACAAGGAGAGUGGCAGCACCGCCGUCCAGGUCCUCAAGAAGCUGGGACCCAAAGGUGUGUGGAAGGGUCUGGUUGCCCGUAUCAUCAUGAUCGGUACUCUGACCGCCCUGCAGUGGUUCAUCUACGACUCCGUCAAGGUCUACUUCCGCCUGCCCCGCCCCCCUCCCCCCGAGAUGCCAGAGUCUCUGAAGAAGAAGCUCGGCCUCACAGAGUAACCCCCCCAGCCCACCAAUGAGCCACCCCUCCUCAAACCUCCAGAGCGCACACAGCAGUUUUCUAUAUUUAUGUCCUCGGCUCCUGAGCACAGAGCUGCUACUACUACUAAUGUAUAUUUAAAAACAGAAAGAACGAGCGAGGAGAGAAGAUGGAACUGUCGCCAGAAAAUAUUCCUCUGUAGAAACACCCGUCUGGUUUUAUCAUUUCCUGUCAUUAGAAAAUUGUUGAAAUUCUAAUAAAAGAAUUUAAUUCCCUGGAAAA
Messenger RNA from Sebastes umbrosus (honeycomb rockfish), 1515 nucleotides. RefSeq names its product solute carrier family 25 member 3a (gene slc25a3a). Bases 177 to 1253 code for a protein of 358 amino acids. Lineage: Eukaryota; Metazoa; Chordata; Actinopteri; Perciformes; Sebastidae. Gene Ontology annotation, biological process: mitochondrial phosphate ion transmembrane transport. The record is from RefSeq and is a predicted model, not a curated record. Gene Ontology annotation, cellular component: mitochondrial inner membrane. Gene Ontology annotation, molecular function: phosphate transmembrane transporter activity. The transcript is spliced from 8 exons.